AUGGCAACGGUCGCACCCAGUAUGGCGGCGCAUUCAAUCCUGCGUCACUGGGAGAUGUCGGACAUUAACCCGCAGGUAGUCGAGCAGGCUGCACAACCGCUCCUCGAGUCGCUGGGCAUCCCGUGCAAGAGCCGCGAUAUCUUUCAACUAUAUGAAGAUCGUGAACUCUGUGCGUCACCUGCACUCAUGGUCAUAUCCUGCGUCUGUCCGCCAUCGCAGGGCCGCGACUACCUCGACCCCUUGAUGCAGAAGUACCUCGGCUACGCAGUGGACAGGGCCGAGAGACGGCUCGUUUACGAGAAUAUGACAUUCGAGGCUGCAGUGGGUCAACUUCCGCAUGCGACGGUGAUCAGUAUCAGCCGACGGUCGGACAAGGUCAGAGUCAGCGGUACCCCCUCGACGACUGCCACUCUCGGCGCGAUCCCAGGGUACAAGCCGCAGCAGUGCGCGGAGGCAUCAGGAUCGGAGGCCACGCCGCUUGUGAACGGCCGCGACCUGAUUGUCAAGGUCGACGACAACGGACCGCUCGAAGCCUCUCACUACUUGGGGACCGACGGCAUCUUCAACCUUGUCAGAGCGUGCAGCUCCGCCACCAUACGCGGUUGGAAAAUUCUUUCGCAGCCGAUGGCGGUGGAGGACUACAAGGUUCAACAACUCAUGGACGGGUACUUGCGCAGCGUACAAGCUGGCGGUUCUGAUACAAUAUGGGACCAGGCAGUGGUUGCAACCAGUGUGCUUCACCCGCACGCCAACUACAACACGGGGAUCAUGUGGCUCUUCGCGACGGCAGGUACCGACAGCAAUCAAAGGGCUGCUUCCUGGAGUCGGUGGCUGCAAGUAUUGGACACUGUGUGUUUCACGGGGUUCGCCUUCUACGUCAUCAUACCAGGCAUUUUCGGGCUGUCUUUCUCCGCUAUCCAGUGGGCACUCAAGUGGGGCUUGGUCAACAGCAGGUGUUGA
Prorocentrum cordatum is the source of this 960-nucleotide messenger RNA. NCBI's taxonomy places the organism in Eukaryota, Dinophyceae, Prorocentrales, Prorocentraceae. The record is from the annotation of a GenBank genome assembly.